Messenger RNA from Orbicella faveolata, 2416 nucleotides. RefSeq names its product xylosyl- and glucuronyltransferase LARGE1-like. Lineage: Eukaryota; Metazoa; Cnidaria; Anthozoa; Scleractinia; Merulinidae. Gene Ontology annotation, biological process: protein O-linked glycosylation via mannose. Gene Ontology annotation, molecular function: xylosyltransferase activity; glucuronosyltransferase activity. The record is from RefSeq and is a predicted model, not a curated record.
AUGCAUCACUUGACUGAAUAUGCCCCAGCUAAAAUUGGGGAUUAUCCAAAUGAUAUUCCCUGUGUUGUCUUUUUGCAGGUUAUACACGUUGCAGUGGUCUGUGCAGGUCACAAUGCAAGUCGACAAGUAGUAACCCUUAUCAAGUCCAUUCUGUUCCACCGCCGUAAUCCUCUUCAUUUCCAUUUCAUCUCAGAUGGCAUUGCAGAGAAGAUUUUAACUUUCCUCUUUCAAACGUGGGCCAUCCCAGCAGUUGACACAAGUUUUUACAGCACUGAAACUGUCAAGGACAAAGUGUCUUGGAUACCAAAUAAACAUUACUCUGGAAUCUUUGGUUUAAUGAAGCUAGUUUUAACAGAAGCACUUCCACGAUCUUUGGACAAGGUUGUAGUUCUUGACACUGAUGUUAUAUUUGCAUCUGAUAUUGCUGAACUGUGGAGGAUUUUUGAUGAGCUUACAGGAAAAAAGGCAAUUGGUCUUGUUGAAAACCAGAGUGACUGGUAUCUUGGUAAACUGUGGAAAAACCAUAGACCCUGGCCUGCUCUGGGACGAGGGUUCAACACAGGUGUAAUCCUACUAGAUCUGUACAAGUUGCGUCAGACUAAGUGGACUAGUCUGUGGAGACUAACCGCUGAGAAAGAACUUAUGAACAUGCUAUCCACCUCUCUAGCAGAUCAGGACAUAUUUAAUGCAGUGAUAAAGAGUCAUCCCUAUCUGGUAUUGACACUACCUUGUACAUGGAAUGUUCAACUUGGGGACAAUACUCGCAGUGCGACCUGUUACAAGGAUGUUUCUGAAUUAAAGGUUAUUCACUGGAACUCACCCAAGAAGCAGCUAGUGAAGAACAAAUAUGAGGAGUUUUUUAGGAACCUGUACUUGACUUUCCUGGAAUAUGAUGGCAACUUCUUAAGGUGGUGGAUAUUCCCUUGUGAUGAGAGUAAUAACAAGAUAAGUGAAAAUACGGAGGGAAACCCAAUCAAACAGCAGCCAACAGAGAAGAGUGCAGGUAAGAUGGACAAUGAAGAUGCUUGCUUUGAGUUUAGACAAGAAAGGGAUUUGAUGUACAGAACUCAUCUAUACUAUCUGGAUUAUGAAUUUUCACAAGUAGUUGAACCCUUUGAUGUCACACUUGUAGUGCAGAUGUCAAUGGCCAGGCUUCAGAUUCUUGAAACGAUCUGCCUUCACUGGAAAGGUCCCAUUAGUUUGGCUCUGUACAUGUCUGACAGUGAAGCUCAACAGUUCCUGAGCUAUGUGCACAGCUCUAAAGAAUUAGCGAGAAGAAAAAAUGUUGGAUAUCACGUUGUCUUUAAAGAAGGACAAUUUUAUCCUGUAAAUUACUUGAGAAACAUUGCUUUGGAGAAUGUACACACGCCAUUUGUGUUUCUGGAUGACAUUGACUUUGUACCAGCUCCUAGAGCAUAUGACUCUUUAAGGAAAUCACUGAAAACAGCUUCAAACAUGAACAAAAAGGCUUUUGUCGUUCCAGCAUUUGAGACACUUAACUACAAACUCUCUUUUCCCAAGACCAAAGCACAGCUGUUAUCACUUUGGGAUCUGGGUUCUAUAUUUUCAUUUGGGCAACGUGUGUGGAUUAAGGGCCACGCUCCAACUAACUAUGCAAAGUGGAGAACAGCUACUACACCUUACACUAUACAAUGGGAAGAAGACUUUGAACCUUAUGUGGUUGUACGAAGUAAUGUCAGCAGAUAUGACAGACGUUUUGUGGGUUUUGGAUGGAAUAAAGUGACUCACAUCAUGGAAUUACAAGCUCAAGGAUAUGAAUUUGUUGUGUUGCCAAAUGUCUUCACCGUGCAUAUGCCUCACCCACCUUCACUUGACUUCUUUAAGUUCAAGGCCAGCUCUCUAUAUGCAGAGUGUGUGAAAAAGCUUAAGCUACAAUUCAUUCAGGAUAUGAUAGCAAAAUAUGGAAGAGAACAUUUAGGAUACAUAGACAUACUAUUAGAUAGUUAACGACUACUUGCUUGGUUUGUUAUCAUCUUAAGCGUGAACAGUUUCAGGCUAAAAGUCAAUGGUCAAGGUAGUUUGAAAAAAAAGUUCUUGUACCAACGAGAACUCUGGGAACAAUUUUAAUAAACAAAAUCACUGUGUUAGCCUUUAGGUGAUGAUAAACCAAGUACAAUUACUUUACUUUUCUCUGGCUUCGUGCUGUAAUUGCACGUACGGUGCAUUUAGCUGGAGAUAAAAUAUUGUCAAAUAAGAGUCCUCUACUCCCUGUGCGUGUAAAUACAGUCGAUCUUUCUUGACCUCUCCUAUACCCUAAGGCACAGUACUACGAGGGCUUCCUAUGGAAGACUGGGCUUGAUUUGUCCUGUAAUUAUGAGAAAUUUGAUCCAGGAUGGCAAACAGUUAUAAAACAGUCAUUAGGAUGUAUUUCUUGAAUACAAAAUUGGUGCUUAUG